Molecule: messenger RNA, 2126 nt
Organism: Pogoniulus pusillus (Red-fronted tinkerbird)
Lineage: Eukaryota; Metazoa; Chordata; Aves; Piciformes; Lybiidae
Gene: CHAC1
Product: ChaC glutathione specific gamma-glutamylcyclotransferase 1
Exons: 3
Coding region: 66-800 (244 amino acids)
Biological process (GO): glutathione catabolic process
Cellular component (GO): cytoplasm
Molecular function (GO): glutathione specific gamma-glutamylcyclotransferase activity; gamma-glutamylcyclotransferase activity
Source: RefSeq, a predicted model, not a curated record
CCUUAGCCGAGGCAGCCUCAGCCGAGGCAGCCUCAGCCUCACCCGCGUCCGGCAGCGCCGCCGCCAUGAAGCGCGACCCGCAGCGCCCCGAGGAGGGACCGAGCUGGCCCGAGCAGCCGCCGGCGACGCUGGCCUCCCUCCUUUCAUCUUCUGCCCCGGAGGAGGCGGAGGGCGCGGAGUUGAAGCUGACGCCGCCGGUGUGGAUCUUCGGGUACGGCUCGCUGGUGUGGAGGCCAGGUUUCGAGUUCACAUCGAGCAAGGUGGGCUUCAUUCGUGGCUACAGCCGCCGCUUCUGGCAAGGGGACACCUUCCACCGCGGCAAUGAGAGGAUGCCCGGCCGGGUCGUGACGCUGCUGGAGGACUGCGGGGCAUGUACAUGGGGUGUAGCCUAUGAAGUCCGUGGGGAGCAAAUUGCUGCAUCACUUAAGUAUCUCAACAUGCGAGAAGCUGUGCUGGGAGGCUAUGACACCAAGCUGGUGAAGUUCCACCCUCAGGAGAAAGAUGGAGGAGAACCCAUUCUGGCUCUUGUUUACAUUGCCACACCCCAGAACCCAUCUUACCUCGGCCCAGCAUCUGAAGAGGACAUUGCUGCUCAAAUCAUUGUCUCAAGUGGUUGUGCUGGUCAUAACAUUGAGUACUUGCUGAGACUGGCAGACUUUAUGCGCUACUUUUGCCCUCAAGCAGAGGAUAAGCAUCUCUUCUCCAUUGAAGAGGCUCUUAUUUCCAUCCUUCCAUGCCUGUACUACACAGAGGACUCUCUAGACGAAACUGCAAGUGUCUCACAGAAGUCUAAAAGUUGAAAAAAUUUUUGCAGGGUCCCAGCAGAAGGGACAUAAGGGAGAAAGCAAUGGGGACAGUCUUAACUCUGACAAAAUAUACUGGACUGAGUAGGGAGGAUCAGCAAGUAGCAGGGGAGGGAAGAAGUGGAGUAAAUCACAGUUGCUAUAAAGGACUUGCAAUUAGUACCUGUUACACUCCUUACCUGUAGCACCAUGAUAGCCAUCACAGCUUUCUAGGUGGGGAGCAGGGCUCUUUGCUGGAACUUUGCUCUGUAAGACGUGCUUUACAGGGGGUCAAACCUGAAUGAAGCGCUGACUUUCUUUAGAGAAGAAGGAGGCUCAUCUAUUCUGUGCACUUUUUUUUUCUUUUAAUGACUAGUUGAGCAGGACUUGACUGGAUUUAAGCAGUGUGUAUGUAAUUCUACCUCAAAUUGGCAAAAAACUGUUUGCCUGAUGGUGGAGACUUGGGCAGGUUCUGCCAAGUAAGAUUAAACCAAAAAUUACUGCCCCUGCCAUGUCCCACCUCCAGUACAAUGACUUAACACUAAAUUUCAGGACUUCUGUGCAAUAUUAAGUGAACAGACCUCUGUAGGCUCUUAUGGAUCCUACUUCCUUGUGUUGUGAAGGAUCACAGUAGUGCACUUCUUUUCUAAAACUUAUUUAUUGUGUGUUGUAUUUCCCCUGAGGAGGGGGUAUCCAAACUGUUCACGUGCCACAGUGGUAUGCAGCCCACAGUCAACCUUGCAUUUGUGCCUUCUAGUUUUAAAUGGGUUCUCUGAGAAGCUAAGCCUGCUUUAGUGACAGAAGCUUUUCUCCAAGCUUCACUGACCUUGUGCUGCUACAGACUUACCUGAUUCUGUAAGAAAGGGUCGUGCUUGUGUAGGCAGUCUGUGCUGCCUGCAGGAAAGCUGUUGAGAUGCAGCAGCAUUUCAACGAGCCCUUCUACUGGAUAAACCUCUGGUGCCUCAGGACAAGAGGGACUUCUUUAGAAACAUUUGAGAGCUCUAGUUCUGUACUGAGGCAUUUGGUCCACUCUGACAGAGUGUAUUGGCAGGCCUCUGAGCUAUUGAAAAGCUGGCCUUGAUAAUGUCGAGCAUAGGCACUGCUGCAAGCUCAGACUUCUCAACUUCACAUAGUAACAGCAUGAAACCUCACAGUAUUUUGUAAGAAAACUGCUGCUACUGCAGCAAAACAGCUCCUGAGAGCUGACCCCUGGGAUGUUUGACUCCAACUGCCACGUGGGGAGUUGUUCCAAGGAGGGGUAGGGACUGUUUGUAUUACUGUGGCUUGUAUGUCUAUGAAACAGUACUGUGCAGUGCCCAGUAAUAAAGCACGCUGGCAAAGUUA